Messenger RNA from Quercus lobata, 1426 nucleotides. Its product is annotated as esterase/lipase/thioesterase family protein. Lineage: Eukaryota; Viridiplantae; Streptophyta; Magnoliopsida; Fagales; Fagaceae. The transcript has 13 exons. The record is from RefSeq and is a predicted model, not a curated record. Gene Ontology annotation, biological process: protein demethylation. Gene Ontology annotation, molecular function: protein methylesterase activity. Bases 126 to 1181 code for a protein of 351 amino acids.
AAUGUAUUAAAUAAAGAGAACUGAUAGCUGAAAAGCACUUUGAUCGAUCGCUAGGAAAAGCAAAUUCCUUCGGAUUUUGAAAUUCCAAUUCCAAUUCCAAUUCCAAUUCGUCAGUUCUAAGGAAAAUGGAUUCCUCAAACCUCACCACGCUUUCCGAAGAAGAAACCUCAGGCUCAGAAGAUCAACAACAACAACAACCUGUCUCUGCCUUUGCCUCUGCAUCCGUUCCAAUUCGCCCUCCAACUCAGAGUUCGUUGCAGAAAUACGCACCGUUGGAUUGGUCCGCUUAUUUUGAUCGUGAGGAUGACAUUCGUAUCAAAGAUACAGAAAACGUAUUUCAUGUAUAUAUGGCGGGAACAGAAGGCCCUGUGGUUUUUUGUUUACAUGGAGGUGGCUAUUCUGGGCUUUCAUUUGCGUUGGCAGCAAGUAUAAUCAAGGAGAAAGCUCGGGUAGUGGCAAUGGAUAUGAGAGGACAUGGGAAGUCAUCAGCAGAAAAUGAACUCGACCUUUCUAUUGAGACUAUGUGCGAUGAUGUUGUCGCUGUGGUGAAAGAAAUGUAUGGAGAUUCACCCCCUGCAAUUGUACUUGUUGGCCACAGCAUGGGAGGCUCAGUUGCCGUGCAUGUUGCUGCAAAGAAAUCAUUGCCUAGCUUGGCUGGACUUAUUGUUGUGGAUGUUGUGGAGGGAACAGCUAUGGCUUCAUUGAUUCAUAUGCAGAAAAUCUUAUCAACCCGGAUGCAGCAUUUUUCAAGCAUUGAAAAAGCGAUUGAAUGGAGCAUAAAAGGAGGCUCUUUAAGAAACGUGGAUUCAGCCCGUGUGUCCAUCCCUGCUACAUUGAAGUAUGAUGAUUCAAAGAAAUGUUAUACUCACCGAGCUCGUCUUGUAGAGACAGAACAAUAUUGGAGGGGCUGGUAUGAAGGCCUUUCAGAAAAAUAUCUGUCAUGUACUGCCCCAAAGUUAUUGCUGUUAGCCGGAACAGACAGACUGGACAGAGCUCUCACAAUUGGUCAAAUGCAAGGCAAGUUUCAAAUGGUGGUUGUUAGACAUACUGGGCAUGCAAUACAGGAAGAUGUACCUGAAGAAUUUGCUACUCUGGUACUGAAUUUUAUCUCUCGCAACCGUAUAGGACCUCAUGGAGUUGAGAUACCAGGACUCCGCCGACCAUUCCAGCCUCAACCUUGAAUCUGAUGUUGGAAAAUCAAAUGAUGACAACCUCCUCCACGAUGAGCAACCUUUUCCAUGACUUCGGCCUUUUCUCGGUUAUUGCUUCUUUUUCUUUCUGGGUGUUUGAGGGGGAGGGGGUGUUUUCUUGGGGUGGAGGUAGUUAAUGGAGAGUCAGAAAUAAUGAUAAGCAGACAAUGUUUGGUUGUUUAUUUUCUGAGAUUUGCCAAAGCUUUAGUAAAUAUUUCCAGCUGCUUUCUUUACUA